AUGGGGACCAAUGGAAGAGAUGUUACCACUCUCCGGUCAACACAUCAGACGGAAACUCGCCGGAGAAUAGUAUUGUUUCCCCUACCUUUCCAAGGUCAUAUCACUCCCAUGCUUCAGCUAGCAAGCAUUCUUCAGUUUUCAAGGGAAUGUCUGGCUGGAUUGUUGUUGGAGGAUUCCAUUGAAGACUCUGUUGCUUGCUUAAUCACAGAUGCUGCAUUCUACUUCACACAGGCUGUGGCGGAUGCCCUGAAGCUCCAUCGGUUGGUGCUGAGGACAGGCAGUCCUGUUUCUGCCCUUGUUAAUGGCGGCUUAACCAUUUUCUCAGAAAAGGGUUACUUUAACAUUAAAAAAGAAGAUCCAGAUUAUGAAGCGUCGGUGCCAGAAUAUCCAUUUAUCAAAUUCAAAGACAUCGCAAAAAUCACACCCAACCCACAUGGUUUUAGGGACCUUAUCACAAAUAUUGUUAGACAGACGACGUUAUCAUCGGGAAUUAUUUGGAAUAGCUUCAAAGAACUCGAAGAACCUAAAGUGGAAACCAUCUACCAAGAACUUCCAAUUCCAAGCUUCAUAUUAGGCCCAUUCCACAAGUACUCCUCAGCAUCCUCAAGUAGCUUGAUCGAACAAGACCGAAAUAUUCUAGGAUGGCUAGACACCCAAGCUCCCAAGUCUGUGAUAUAUGUAAGUUUUGGGAGUCUUGCACAUAUAACCAAGUCAGAGUUUGAAGAAGUGGCUAAUGGUUUGGUAAACACCGACUUACCAUUCUUGUGGGUUGUCCGACCAGGAUUGAUUGCUGAUACAGAAUGGGUCGAGUCCUUGCCUGAAAUGUUCCUAGAAAGAGUGGGUGAUAAGGGACGUAUAGUGAAAUGGUCUCCUCAACAAGACGUAUUAGCACAUCCAGCAACGGGUUGUUUCUGGACUCAUAAUGGCUGGAAUUCAACGAUGGAGAGCAUAUGUGAAGGAGUUCCUAUGAUUUGUUCCCCUUAUUUUUCCGACCAACCAAUAAAUGCAAGAUUUGUGAGCGACAUUUGGAAGAUUGGUGUUUUGUUGGAGGAUGGUUUACAGAGGGUGGGAAUUGAGAUGGCACUAAGAAGAGUAAUGAUGGAUAAAGAAGGAGAAGAAAUGCGUGAAAGAAUAAGUUGUCUCAAGGACAAGGUAAACCUCUCUCUCAAAGAAGGUGGAUCUUCGCAUAGGUCAUUAGUGUGCUUAGUUAAAUAUAUUCUAUCCUUCUAA
Lactuca virosa is the source of this 1230-nucleotide messenger RNA. The record is from the annotation of a GenBank genome assembly. NCBI's taxonomy places the organism in Eukaryota, Viridiplantae, Streptophyta, Magnoliopsida, Asterales, Asteraceae.